UCCCCUCGUGGCACCCAGCGAGAAAACACAACCAUCGUCCUCGCUCGCAGCUUUGGAAGCCCCGCGCACGCAGAGCUCCAGCAAACGAUCUCGGCGAGAGAGAGACAGACAGGGAUCGUGUCGAUGGCGGGGGAGGACCAGACGGUGCUGGUGCGGUGCGCGGACCUGGCCAAGUUCGCGGUGCCGGCGUCGGUGGCGCAGCGGGCGGGGAGCGUCGCGGCGGCGCUGGAGACCGGGCAGCGCGUCGUGGAGCUGCCGCGGGGGGUCAACGGCAAGGGCCUCGCCACGGCGGUCGCGUACUACCAGGCCCGAGCGGAGGCGGAGGCGGGCGGCGCGGACGCGGGCCAGUUUGACGGCGAGUUCGUGCGCGGGCUGACGCACGACGCCGCCAUCGACCUCAUCUACGCCGCGCACCACCUGGGCGACCAGGCGCUCUUCAACCUCUUUGCUGGCUACAGGGUUAAUUAUUAGUUGUUGGUUCUAGGCGUAGUAAAGGUUUCUAUUAGUUGAUUGGUUUGUGUUGAUCGAGUGAGAUUUCCCCUUUUUCUUACCAAUGUAUCGAUGCUACCUUGUGAUUAUAUAUGAUCCGUAAAUUGCCUUAAUUUCCUCU
Molecule: messenger RNA, 610 nt
Organism: Hordeum vulgare subsp. vulgare (domesticated barley)
Lineage: Eukaryota; Viridiplantae; Streptophyta; Magnoliopsida; Poales; Poaceae
Exons: 1
Coding region: 124-471 (115 amino acids)
Source: RefSeq, a predicted model, not a curated record